GAAUAUGGCGGCGGCCCGGGCGGUGGAAGAAAUGCGGAGCCGCGUGGUUCUAGGAGAGUUCGGGGUUCGCAAUGUUCAUACCACCGACUUCCCUGGUAACUAUUCCGGUUAUGAUGAUGCCUGGGACCAGGAACGCUUCGAGAAGAAUUUCCGUGUAGAUGUGGUACACAUGGAUGAAAACUCACUGGAGUUUGACAUGGUGGGAAUCGAUGCAGCCAUUGCUAAUGCUUUUCGACGCAUUCUAUUAGCUGAGGUGCCAACCAUGGCUGUGGAAAAAGUUCUGGUGUACAACAACACGUCCAUUGUCCAGGAUGAGAUUCUUGCUCAUCGGCUGGGGCUCAUUCCCAUUCUUGCAGAUCCUCGUCUUUUUGAGUAUCGGAACCAAGAAGAUGAAGAAGGCACAGAAAUAGAUACACUCCAGUUCCGGCUGCAAGUCAGGUGUACUCGAAACCCCCAUGCUUCUAAAGAUUCCUCAGACCCCAAUGAACUCUAUGUAAACCACAAAGUGUACACCAGGCACAUGACAUGGGUGCCUCUGGGGAACCAGGCUGAUGUCUUCCCAGAGGGUACUAUCCGACCAGUGCAUGAUGAUAUUCUCAUUGCUCAGCUACGGCCUGGACAGGAGAUUGAUCUGGUCAUGCACUGUGUCAAAGGCAUUGGCAAAGAUCAUGCCAAGUUUUCGCCUGUAGCAACAGCCAGUUACAGGCUCCUGCCGGACAUCACCCUGCUUGAGCCUGUGGAAGGAGAGGCAGCUGAGGAGCUGAGGCAGUGCUUCUCACCUGGUGUUAUAGAGGUGCAGGAAAUUCAAGGUAAAAAGGUGGCCAGAGUUGCCAAUCCCCGACUGGACACCUUCAGCAGAGAAGUCUUUCGGAAUGAGAAGCUGAAGAAGGUUGUUCAGUUGGCACGAGUUCGGGAUCAUUACAUCUUCUCUGUCGAGUCCACAGGGGUAUUGCCACCAGACGUGCUGGUGAGUGAAGCCAUCAAAGUCCUGAUGGGAAAGUGCCGGCGGUUCCUGGAUGAACUAGAUACAGUUCAGAUGGACUGAG
Messenger RNA from Orycteropus afer afer, 1046 nucleotides. It is a transcript of the gene POLR1C, whose product is annotated as RNA polymerase I and III subunit C. The record is from RefSeq and is a predicted model, not a curated record. Gene Ontology annotation, molecular function: protein dimerization activity; DNA binding. Gene Ontology annotation, biological process: DNA-templated transcription. Gene Ontology annotation, cellular component: RNA polymerase III complex; RNA polymerase I complex. Lineage: Eukaryota; Metazoa; Chordata; Mammalia; Tubulidentata; Orycteropodidae.